ACCGCGUGCCGCGCGUGGGGUACGUGCGCUCGUUCGAGGUGCGCGAAUGCGUCGAAGUCGCGAUCGAUCCAUCAGUGCUCGAGUAAUCGAAGGUUACUCCGUUCCUCUGAUGCGCGAUCCAUCGUCGGCGGAUCCGAGAAACGUUAACGCGUGACCGCGAAGUUUCAUCGGCGGUCACGGGAACGAGAUCUCAACUGGAUGUGUGGCAAUCGGGCUCGACGCGAGCGGGAACGGACGCUUGCCGUGACGAGUCGCGUGCCGCGACAAGCUCGUCUCAAAUGCUGCAGCCGCGCCGGGCCAGGCAAGAGCUGGCGAUUACGUCGCCAUCGGCGCCAUCGACGUCGUCCUCGCGUCGUCCUCUCGAUGACCGUCGCUUCUUCUCGCUUGUCAGUUUGAUCGGACAAUUCGGAACCUUCGAUCCGAGCCUUCGCCGAACCGCUUCGUCGGCGAUGCGCGCACAGGAGGCUGUGCGUAAACGGCACAGCUGUCGCGCCUUGUGAAAAUGAAACGAGGUUCUUUCAUGGGGAAAAUAAAAGAAACCGGACGGUGGGGUCACCCUCGUGUCUCGAAUCGCGCGACGAUCGAAUGGGACUAUCGCGUAUCAUUAUCAUUGUGUGACCAUGAUCGUGAUCAUCCGAGUCCCAUCAGUGGAAUACUGUAAAUUGCCGGCCGCGCGACUGUCACUUCCGUGAUUAGACUGACGCUCGAGAUUGAGGAGCGAUCCCAUAAGAAAUCCAGCAGGAGGGAAGAUAAAAGACGAGAUCUGCGUUGCAAAUUUGCGAAACUCACUCUUUCGCGAAAUAAAUGUCGGCGAUGUGUCCAUGACACUUCGCUACCGACCGCGUUGAUCAUGGUGAUUCGUGAGAUCUCGGGUUUUGGCGAAACGAGAAUAGAAGGAAGAAAUAAUUGAACGGUAUUUAUACCGACGUGUGUAUUUCUUUGUAACGAAAAGUCGAAGGAGGAAAGUGUCACUCGUCGUCUCGAAAGAACAAAUAGAUUUCUACGCGUGCGAGAAACGUAAUGUGAUUGAGCGAAUGUUUCGAGGCCCGGUGCGACGUUUUGGAUUUUGACUUUGAAAACGGAGGGAGAAUGCUACCGCCAGCAGCCAUGCACUUGGAACAGAGAAUAAACAACGAUGGACCAGGGCAAGGGAGAGGUCCGCAACGAGGUAGUCAACGAGCAGUUGGUCAAACAGUGAGUAGAUUGCGGAACCCGUCCAGAAUUGAAACCAACGCGGCAGCUAUGGCUGAUGCUAGAGCAAUAGCUACAGCCGCGGUAACCGCCACUGCCACGACUGGAUUGGAAGCUGUAGCCGCUGCUGCAGCUGCGGUGGCAUCUCCGGCCCUAUUGCCAUCAAGCGAGGAGGAGCGCAGUGGAUCGUCCGAGACUGAAACGCUCAGCACCUCGCUUCACCAUCGCGGCAGUCGCCGCGAUAUCACUUCUCUUCACGAUGCUUCAGGUAUCAGGAAACGGCGUGGAAAUCUCCCGAAGGAGUCCGUCAACAUAUUGAAGCUUUGGCUCUACGAACAUCGAUACAACGCGUAUCCCAAUGACACCGAGAAGGAAUGCUUAACGAUGCAAACGCAUCUGACCACCCUUCAGGUGUCCAACUGGUUCAUAAAUGCCAGACGACGUCUUCUGCCCAAUAUGAUCCGCGAGGACGGAAAAGAUCCUCAAAUGUACACGAUCUCUCGUAGAACUCGUGUCCCUCGCAUGCAUGCUGGUGAAGUGCGCGAAACUUCACCUAACACGACCACAGAAUUCCCGGAUUCUCAAACUGAAACGGCUCAAUCCAUAAGGAAUACUACGACCAUGAUGAGUGGAAGCGAAGGAAGUCCGAACGAUUAUGAGAGCAGUCCGACUGAUGAUCACAGUGAGGAGGAGCACCUCUCGACGCAAUGGCCAAAUGUAAUCGUUCGCCCUUACGCAGAUAUAGAUAUCGACGAAGGAAAUUCGUUGCUCACUUCCGAGCAUUCUUCCACUGAAAGGACUGACAUUUGCACCUGCGAGCUGAGCGACAUCGAACCUGCUGCGUACUGGAGCGCUCCGCGACAACAUCAAAUACAGCACAUCUACGAGGAGGAGCAGCGAUGUAUGCAGGAGUACAUCGAGAAAUACCGUAAUCGCGAUUCUUUAUUUGAUAAUAGUAAUGUCCUCAUGCUCGCAUUUGUCGCCGCGAUGCUAAGCAAAUAUGAACUGGUGUGUGUCAGGUGUUGUGGCAAGAGAAUCGGGAAGCCGCGGGACAAGAGGUAGUAAAGACAAACGAUCUGACAGAUUUCUACGGCAUCAUUAUUUUAGAAAACCUCAAUAGAAUUUGCUGUAGUGCCGUCGCCAUUGACACAGCGGUAACACUCCCUGCAUCAGCUUUUACUUUAGUACUUCAUCGAAAUCACAAAUAGAAAGAAACGACAGAUCAUCAUUAUAUUGGAUUCGCAUUGAAUGAGGGAAUAGAUUAAUGUUCUUUGCGUAGUUCUAGUCCAACUAGUUCGACGCGACGGACAUAACGACGCAUUUAUAGUCGCAUCCUUGUCUUAACAUGUUUCCCGGGCGCCCUGCGACACCCCGAAUUUUCGGAACAAAAAAUCUCUUCUCGUAACACUUAUACGAUUGCAAUAUUAUUAAAAACGGAGAAUAAUGUAAUUUAUUAUUUACGUAAAAACGUAAAAAAUAAUAAACUACAACUAUUUAAAAAAAGACUUGAAUUUUUGCUAUAAAUUUUGCUACAAAUUUUAUAAAAAAGUUGUGCGACGAAAAAUCGGGGGUAAAGGGGGGAUGUUAAGACAAAUCUUGAAUACUUUUGUACAAGGUGAACACAAAUAUAUCAUGAUAACUCAGGUUUUUACGUUUCCACGAACGAUAACACAUUUACUCGGUAUUUCUGCCGAACGAAUUUGCAUAAAUGUAAACUAAAACAAUGUAUAUUAAUUAUGCGAUAGAAGCGCGUAACGUUCGGCUAUGUAUUAUUAGUAGUCAUUUCGAUGGGGGAUUUCGGUAGACUUAUAUGAUGCAAGGGACAAAAUGGUGCCUGCAAAGUCCGCAAAGAUUUUUAUCUAACUUGAGAUACUUUUAUACUUGGAAAGGCGGCACAGUUCGGCGUAGAAAUAGCGUGUUACAUAUCGCAAUUGAAUUUAAACUUUGCUUUUUGCGCGGAACUCCGAAACGCUAUUGCUAGAUCAUUCGACAUCGACAAAUUAUCGAUCGAUCGCUCAAUUAUUAUCACUUAUACAUGUAAACGCACUCUGUACUUAUAAUACCUCAUAGAUUCCGCUUCGCGACGUAACGGUAUCGGCAUAGCAACCCUCAAGAAUUCUUUCAAAAGGUUCUUUGAGCUCUUAUCGCCGAGCAAAGGUCACGCAUCUGUCUGAUACCUGAAAUUCAAGACGGGGUAAUUACAUCUCAAACACAAAGAGAAAACUUGCCUCGAUGUUGUUCCUACUAAAUACAAUGAUGACAAAUGACGAUUGCGGUUGUACGACCGAGAGAUUCGAGAAGCAGAACGGCAUAAUUCCUUUCAAAUAUACGUAAGCAUUGAACAGACUGUAAAAUCAAGCAUCGAAUCAAGCACGUCAUCAAAAUCACGAAAAACUAAGCAAGAGAGACUAGUUCAACGAGGCGAACAUAUUGACACAUAAUGUGCAUAAGCAUAAUGUUAUCAUCGAUAUUGCUCCUUCGAAAUUGAAAUCCUGAAGUGCAUUAGAAAAAUAUCAUCGAUGCUCUGGGAUACAAAAAAAGUUAAUGAGGAAGAUGAUUCCAUGUUAUCUUGCAGAUCAACUGUGCAAGUUGAUAUUUUAAAGAAAGGAUCAAUAAAGAUCAGUAGUAAGAAGAAUGAUUCCGAGAUCACAUAGUUCCAGAAAUUUUCAAGAAAUCAUGCACGAUACUCGUCUCGCUGCGAUGCUUGCCGUCCAGGCUGACCUAUAGGAUCCUCCGUCUUCCACUUUGAGAUGUCUACGAGAUGUUGAAACGGCAUUGAUCAGUCGGAAUGAAGACAUUAAUUUAUUGAGCCACCGGAUGGAUGCCCGCACCGAAGGAUAUACCGCAACGAGAAAGAGAGGAAGAGGAAUUUUUUCUAUUGAAAAACCAAUUAAAACCAACUGUGCCAAAGUGCUAGCCGAUUAUCACGAACUUUUGCCUUAUUAAGAGAAUUAAGUCUGAUUAUAUAAGCAAAAAAUUACAAAAAAAAGAUAAUAAAACAAAAGAUGAAAAAGUAAAAGAGAAGAACUGACUUUACGAGUACAAAAGUAUAUUUACUCCUUGAAUUAUCGAGGAAUGAGUGCACGACCGAACGGAAAAUCUAUCUAUCCGUCGGGACUGCAGAUAGAAAGAAGAUUCUAGCAAUAGCGGUUCUCAAAUCCUUUUUUCAACUCUGAUUUUUACAUACACGUAUAUGUGUAUUCACGCGAUAUCUCGAGAUUUAUUUUACCUUUAUAUCGUGUCCGAGAACGCGUUUAUACAUGUAGUCACUAUAAACUUUAGGAAAAAUUCCACAAAAAGAAAGAAAGAAUGCGAGGUGGAAACCAAAAGACUGCGGGAUGUCAAUUUUGCAGCUGAGGGCGUACGCACAAGCGCCAAUAGUUGUUAGUUUAACACAUAGACCUAAAGAAUGGACUGCGCGAUCCCUCUUUUAUUUGUGUUCUAUUGUUCGAAACAAAGUCCUAAAACAUGAGUGAGAUAGCAAAUGGUCGUGGAUGUUUUCUGUCUCUAUCUAAUUAGAUAGAGCAAUUGCUGAAUCCUAACUAAGGGCCAAAGUAGUCGUAGUCGUAGAUCGCUACGCCAUGUUUGUGCUUUGGCCCUAAGGUUGCGUUCCGAUAUUCACUGCCAGUACUGAAAAUCUAUAGUGUAUGUCACGCGAACUAUAGAUUUUCAGUACUGGCAGUGAAUAUCGGAACGCAGCCUAAAAAGAGACAGAUAUUAGCUGCGGGCGCUAUCCUUCUUGCACUUGGGCUUGCACACUUUUGUUUUGUCGCGCAGUCGAUACUUUAGGUUUAUGGUUUAACAACUCAGUUGCUGUGCGCCAUAGCGUAAUGCGUUAUAAUAGCGAAUUCCGGGAACGAACCUUUUUAGAAAUAGACAAUUGACAGGGUAGUUUACAUUAGUCACUAAUGUAGACUUUUCAUACAUCACUCAUAUAAUUUCAUUGUUCCACUAUCUGACAAUAUCUCAAGCUUUUCAGUUAGAAUAUUUUUGACUUUUGCUUUAGACCAAGGUUUCGAAUUUUUCUCGCUUUUUUUCAGAACUAGAAACGUAUCUGUCACAUUCAUUGAAAGAAAAUGUCUAAAAGACUUUUGCAAAAAUGCGAUGUAACAGUUUGAAAAGAUCUUUAUAUACCUCUCAUAAAUACUGUCAGUAAAAUUCGUACACACAUAAUAAUGAAAAAAAACUUGUUUUUACUCCAGAUACUACGUGAUAAAAUAUCAUCGAUGCUUUGCAAUAUAAUAGAGAUUUCAUAAGGAAGAUCAUCUUUCAGGUCGAUUGUCAUGUGCCCGGAUUGAUAUAUCAAUACAAUCGCAUUUAUCCCCUGUCGAUGGAACGUACUGCAUCUAAAAAUCAAAAUCGCGAAUGCCGCUCGCGCAAAAUAUAUGUGCCAGGAUGAUGCAUUUCCGCGCGAAUCGCGCUUGAAACCAGUUGAAAUUUUCUCGUCUUAUCGUUUCGACUAAGAGCAAAUAAUGAAAUUGAAAUUUAAUUUACGAGAAAAAGCUUUAUAUAUAAGCACAGUAGAAAGCAUUGUUUAAGAACGAAGCGCACUAUCUCUAAGAGAAGAGUACGCAAUGACCAAAGACUUAUCUAUUAUAUGUACUAAUUACUAAAUAGGUAAAUUACGCCGAUCGCUCCGUUAGACGAAGUUUUCCUGCGUGUAUAUUCGAGUGCGAAAGAAAGAGAGGAUGUGAGGGAGAAAUGAGUUGACUAUGCAUGCCCCCUGCUGAAGGAAGUCCCAUCGAGCUCUCUGUCCCAGCUCGCGAAUCAUCAUGCGAUGAGCCGGCAUGCAUUCCGCCUAAGAGGCAAACGUUAUUAUCAGCAAAUCGAAAAAUACGCGGGCGGUGAAUCUGUGUUCAUGAAUAAAAAAGUAAAAGUGUACAAAAUGCAAGUAAAAUUUAUUUUAAUACGACGGUUGAUAACAAUGCUCUUGUUAUAUUACGGAGAUAAGACAGUUUAUGAUAGUAGUUUCUAAUUAACCGGCAGUAGCUGCUAUGUAAAAAGAGAGUGAGAGAGUGUGUGUGUGUGAGAGAGAGAAGUUGAAGAUUUGACGGACACGAAAAAGCAGAAAAAGAUAAUAAUGACGAAAGCAACGAUCGUGAUGAUUACGCCGAUGCACACCUCUUACUGAAGUAUAUCGUCAUCUCGUCACCGUUCUCUUUUAUACUUCUUCGAUUCGCGUCCGUCAUUUGUUCGAUAUAUAGAGCUAUAUCGUAAGGUACAUCGCAUAUAAUAAUCUCGCAUGACAGUGCAAGAAAUUAACUAUGAGAGCUCCUGCGUCAAUAUCGAUCUACAUAAGAUAUAUGCAUAUGUAAAACAACCGUAGGUCAAGUGUCUCUACUGAUCGUCGGCAAUCGUCGGCAAUCGUCGGUGACCCAGAAGAGAUGGUUGAUCUUCCGGCGGUCGCGACGGAUACAGCACCCGGUGUCUUCUCUUUUCUUUUUUCCUAUUUUAGUUACCGCUCUCCGUUUUACAGUAAUAACGAGCAAUCGGUUUUUCUCUCACUCUUCUGAGCGUCCGUGCGUUCAUCGCGUGUUUCAGUUCUUCCUCUCUUCUUUUUUUUAAACUUCGUUUUGCUUGAAAAGAUAGAGUCAGGGAGGAAUCGGUUGUGAAUAAUGAUUAGUGACGUGAUCGAAAUCGCUCUAAAUUGAUAUCGGCAAUACGAAUGUGCCAGGUAUGACCGGUAAAUAAUAGAUAGAUAGUCACAAUAAAGGAUCGAUACUUAGCGAUUGUUUAGGAAUGCUAAGAUUGUAAAUAUUAAAGUGAGUAAGAAUAAAAAUAAUGUUUAAUAGAGAAAGAUUCUCGAUGCAUUGCGAUGCGCGUGUGCGUAUCGAUGACGGGGAUCGAUAUAUAGGAAAGGAAGAAAUAUAAUUGUCGCGAAUGAACGAAUGACAACUCCCGGAAUGUGGACGCGAUUCACUCGUGCUUACGAAUACUGCCACAUACGAAUCAAGUCAAGUGUCACGAUCACUCUAUCUUUUGGAGCAUGUUAUUACUGUCCAUUAUUAUGUCGAUUGGAGCGCAUGCAGGAUCCUAAUAGAUCGAUCCGACAAUUACUACAAAACUAUCGUACAAAACUGACCUAGAAUUAAGUGUGCCUUCAUCGAGACGUCUCAAUUCUCAGAUGACGUUUCUUUAGCGUGUAGAUUCGUCGUGCGACAACGAUGCGGACAAUCCGCUAAAAGAACAGCGAACAAUCGCAAUCCAUAAUAAUCCUCCUCAGAACCAUUUCAGAAUUUUUAUAGUGGAGUUCGUUAGAAAGAAAGACAAACGCGUUGAUACUUCCGCGCUCAAAAAACCUGCUCGUUCUCGUAAUCAAUUAAGAUUAUUAUAGGUUCUUCCAGAAUAUACACUAUCGACAUGACAUGAUGUACUUAUCGUGGUCAGCUACUAUAAUUUAUUUGACAAUCAGAAAAAAUUCCUUUGCAUCAUACACAGCGGCACAUUUGAGAACUUAAAUCGCGAACGUAAAUUCGCACAGCGAAAAAAGUCGUCCGAUCAUGACGACGAUCAUCGAUGUCGCGAUAUCUAUCGUAAUCGGACACACGGCUGAUUAUUCGGAGUGAUUUGGAACGACGAUUUAAUUUACUUUCUUCGAAGAUUGAAAACAUUGUGUUUGAUCAUGGAAGUUAUAUUUACAUGAUGAUGAAUUAAAUUUUCUUGCAUUGUACAUUAUUUAUCGGAAAGUAUACAUUUUCUAGCAUUAAAAUCGGUUUUCUUUUAUCCAUGGAAAAGUCAGUCGAUUAUCAUACGCUGAUCUUUUCGGUGUUGCAGGAUAUUAAAACGAUUUUUACUCUUUUCACUGUAAUGACGUUGCUUUAAUGUUUUCAAUUUCCAUUUAGACGCAAUCUAGAAUUUACUUUCUGGGGCUGCAAGGCGUUCAGACUUGCGUGAUGUAUGUAUAUUUUUUUUCAAUACUCGUGCAGAAUAUUGUGCACAUGCGCCUUGCAGUCAUAGCAAACACUUUUCAGAAAAGAUAUCAAAAUGCCUUGCGGUCCCUUUUUCGGAUAGCGUACGGGCGCUAUCCAAAGAAUCGCAAGACUAUAUACAUAAUGUCAAAUCAUUAUAUAUAUAUAUAUAUAUAUAAUGAUUUAACAUUGCGAUGUGUACUUUUUGCGCAUAUAUACACAGGAAAGUGUGGUUCGCGUGGUUGUGGUAGAUUCACGUAGUUUAAUAAAUAGUAUAAAAAAAUAGUCGUCGAAUCAGCAAGAAGAACGCCAUGUGAUAAUACACUGCGUGAAAAGCGCAAUCUAUCUGUUAUCUUAUAUUAUCGCACGAUGAAAAUAAUAAUCUGAAAAUAACACGUGAAAACAUUUUUGUAGUCUUCCGAAACGCGUUACCUUCACGUUUCGAAAAAAUGGUAUGUGACUCGUUUCGGGAAAGAAGUAUUACGUGUAUUGCAUGUAACAUGCGCGUAACUCAGAUCAUGAUUGUACAUCAAUAUUUAUUACAUUAUAUGAUUAUACCGCAGCCGCGCGAGCAGUUUCAUUCUCCGCGCAGAGACAAACAUAUCUACGCUCGAACGAUAAAACGAAGAUGCCAUUUGAAGAAGAUAUCAUUUGAUUGAUAAGAUGCCGAUUUGAAGUUUGACUCAUAUGCGUACAGGCAACGUACACACACACACACACAUACACACAUGGAGAGAGACAGAGAGGUACGUACACGCAUACAUAAAUAUUUCCUAUAUACAUCUCGAGAGCGAAAAAUGAACUGGUGCCAUAAUACCAACAUAAUUUAUAAGCGCUAGUAAUAAGAUAAUAAUUUAAGAUUAAUUACAAUUUACCGAUAUGUUAUUACUAAUCGCGUAUAGUCGUCUAGAUACGUACGCAUUGUUUUUUUUCUUCUCUUCUUCCCGUGAAGCAGAAUUUUCAUGUGAUUUGUUGCAAAAGAGACUCGCGCGUGCCUGAUUUUACAGCUAGAGAUUCAUUCAAAAUUUCUUUUAUGGCGUUCUCUGUGUGCAAGAGAGUUUGUCUCUUUGACUGAUAUGUACCGAGCGACAUGCAAUCACAGAGAAAUUUAUACAACAAGAGUGAGAAAAGAAGACGCAAGUCGGUUCCCUGACGGCAAUCGUUCGCGGAUCUCGUUGAUUUGGUGCGGACCGCGCGAGUGUCUGGAAUUAUUUAGGAUUAGUAUUAUUAUAAGAGAUCUUGUUCGUUUCAAAUAAAAUACAGUAUGUUGGAUAGUCUUUUAAAA
Ooceraea biroi (clonal raider ant) is the source of this 9384-nucleotide messenger RNA. Its product is annotated as homeobox protein TGIF2LX. Gene Ontology annotation, biological process: regulation of DNA-templated transcription. Gene Ontology annotation, molecular function: DNA binding. The record is from RefSeq and is a predicted model, not a curated record. NCBI's taxonomy places the organism in Eukaryota, Metazoa, Arthropoda, Insecta, Hymenoptera, Formicidae.